This is a messenger RNA of Plasmopara halstedii, 978 nucleotides long. RefSeq lists its product as uncharacterized. The transcript is spliced from 3 exons. The record is from RefSeq and is a predicted model, not a curated record. Bases 1 to 978 code for a protein of 325 amino acids. NCBI's taxonomy places the organism in Eukaryota, Oomycota, Peronosporomycetes, Peronosporales, Peronosporaceae.
AUGUGGAAAUUCGGUGCAAGAUAUUAUAUUGUCAAUGCCACGCGCGAUCUUGAAGAUUUGAUUUCGCAAAGCGUGAGCUUUAUGGCUGAUCUUUUUGGCUCUCUUUUUAUUUCUGUUUGCAUGUCAAGCUCUUCAUCCAUCUAUGUAUCUGCCCUUUUCAUUAUUGCAGAUAUUGGACAGACGCUACUCGAGUUCCACGAGCUUCAGACUAACGCAAAUAUUUUGGUGGCAUUGCUGGAUCGUAGAUAUUCGACAGCGAGCAUUCGUCGAUUAAAUAUAUCAUUACGAAGGCCAAAUUUAUCAGCAGUGAUUCUUGAGGUAACGCGAAAUCCAGGUGCGAAUAACAUUACCGUAUUGCACGGAGUGCGAUUAGAGUCAUGUCUUCCACAUCCUCUUCCGGACGAUCGAUUUCAGCAGCUCCAGACCCUUGCAGCAUCGGGUUCGUACUGUCACAAAACUGAAUCUAACAGAGCAAUCGUUCGUCACCAAAGCACGAUCAUGCUUCGUUUUCUUCGUCAAUCUUCAGUGCUACCAUCAGGACCAAGUGCUAUACAUGUAACAACAAUGCUAUCGACUGACACUGCUAAUCAGACUACAUCAGAAUGUGGAGAUGCCGAUACAAGAAUGAGUGAACAAUCAGAAAAACUUGUCUUACAAGGACUACAACUUUUAUUUCAUUGCGAGUAUGUGGCUUUAGUGGAGUAUAUUGAAUGCUUUGUUCCGAUGGUCUAUGUCUUAUACAAGUCCAUACUUGAGCUGCUUCCAAAUGUUGCUUACUAUCCUGGUGGUGCUGGUAAAUGGAACCAAAAUUCUGUCAUGAACAUCUUGCUGUUUGCUUUAUUGGAAGUUGCUUUUGUGCUGGAGACCCAAAUGAUCUGCAUUCAACAAAAAUUAUUCGCUUUGAUGUUGUUUGUAUUAACGUACGAGCUUGCUCAUUUUGGUGUCGACUUUACCUUUCACUUUGCAUGGUUGAGAUGA